Molecule: messenger RNA, 1245 nt
Organism: Scaptodrosophila lebanonensis
Lineage: Eukaryota; Metazoa; Arthropoda; Insecta; Diptera; Drosophilidae
Product: guanine nucleotide-binding protein subunit beta-like protein 1
Exons: 3
Coding region: 57-1031 (324 amino acids)
Molecular function (GO): protein binding
Source: RefSeq, a predicted model, not a curated record
ACCAAAUUUACGACCACUUGUUCAACUUUAUAUAGUAAAUACAUUUUUAUAUCCCCAUGGCCGUUCUACCUCCAGACCCUGUGUUUAGCUUACGCUGCCCAGAAAUGGGUGCCGUCUAUUCUUUAUGUUUUCAUGAGAAUGAACGCCUGUUAGCCGGUACCUUAAAAGGCAACGUGUUUUUGUGGGAUCUACAGACAAAUCGCUGCGGCCUGCACUUUGAGGUGAGCAAAGAAGCCGUUACUAAUCUUCAUCACACGCCAGAUCGCCUGGUGACACAGGAGAAAGGUGGAACCGUAACUAUGUGGUCAAUGACCAACACCUGCUAUGUGCGCGAGCGCAGCAUUCCCGGCAACCACUUGGGCUACUGCCGCACUGCACUGCAUACAAACCCGAAUAACACAAACGAGCAGUUAUUAUUCUAUCCAUGCGGAGAGUCCACUAUAGGCGUCUUGCACGUCACUGACCCGGCAGCGCCAACGCAAAUGCUUGUGCCUGAUGACCCGCAGCUGCCAAAACUUGGAACAGUUACCUGCUUUAAGCCCUUCGAGUGUGCAUCGCAGUUAUUUUUGCUGGCUGGCUACGAGUCGGGUCACUUUUUAACUUGGGAUCUCAGCUCAGGCGUGAUCGUUGACGUGAUGGCCGAUCUGGCACCAGAACCUAUGACUGUAGAUUAUGAUCCUGUGACAAAUCGGGGCAUUGUCGGCACUGCUUCGGAUAAGCUAACUGCCAUAAGUUACCAACGGCAGUCCAUGCAGCUGCAACGUGGCCCUGAACUGAGCAUUAAGAAUGCCGGCGUCAAUAUCGUGCGCAUACGGGGCGACCAAAAAGUUUUUACCAGCGGUGGCUGGGAUGGACGCAUACGCAUCUUUUCGUGGAAGAGUCUACGACCUCUGGCCGUACUGACGCAGCACAAGCAGGGAGCCGUCAUGGAUAUAGCCUACUCGCCACAGGAGGUGUCAAUGUGGCGAGCACCCAUAAUGGCAGCAGCUGGCAUGGAUGGCCAAAUUUCACUCUGGGACUUGUACAAUUGAAACUUUCUCACUAAGAGUUAAUAUUCAAUAUUACUGUUAUCAUGUUAAAGCAAAAGCUUGCACCGACUGAGGACAUGCAGUUCUCAAGCAUUUUGAAAGGUUUUAAGGAGUAUGCACCUAUGAAAGGAUGGGAAAAAAUCAUCAUAAUCCUAUUAAUGAGUAACUCCCAGCUCAUGGCUUUGAAUCAUUGAAAUAAAAUAUUAUUAAAUUAUAA